Cyclospora cayetanensis is the source of this 1623-nucleotide messenger RNA. Its product is annotated as probable mitochondrial-processing peptidase subunit beta, mitochondrial. The record is from RefSeq and is a predicted model, not a curated record. Gene Ontology annotation, biological process: proteolysis. NCBI's taxonomy places the organism in Eukaryota, Apicomplexa, Conoidasida, Eucoccidiorida, Eimeriidae. Gene Ontology annotation, cellular component: mitochondrion. Gene Ontology annotation, molecular function: metalloendopeptidase activity; metal ion binding. The transcript has 10 exons.
AUGUACGCCGCCACGGCUGCGGCUACCCGCCGCUUGGGGUACUCUGCCGUUGCUGCUCUGCGAAGAAGCAGUGGCCGCCUCUCCAGUUGCAGCCGUUCCCCCUUUACAUCUCUCGCUGCUGCGGCAGCGCAGAGGGCGCCAGCUGCUGCUAUUGGAGACAUUCGUGCUGCUGCUGUAGCUGAGAGGAAGGGGUCUGUCCCGCUCUCCGCUUUCAACCAGCCAUCAGCAGAGCUGACCGAACUGCCAAACGGGAUCCGCGUGGCUUCUCAGCGCCUUCCGUUCUCUGACACAAUAACUGCUGGGGUUUGGAUUGACAGCGGCAGCAGAUUUGAUAGGAAGAGCACUAAUGGCGCUGCACACUUUCUGGAACAUAUGGCAUUCAAGGGCACGAAGAGGAGAUCACGCAUUCAGCUGGAGCAAGAAAUUGAAAACAUGGGGGCUCAUCUAAACGCAUACACCUCCCGCGAACAGACGGUAGGCUUUUUUUCGUUUUGCUUAAUGUCCUGCCCUUCAGUAGUUCUCCAAGCUUUUUGUUUUUGAUCACGCAGCUAUUACGCGAAGGCAUUCAAAAAGGAUCUGUCUCAGUGUCUAGACAUCUUGUCUGACAUCCUGCUGAACUCCACCAUGGACCCGGAGGCUAUGGAGGUAGAGAAGAGAGUAAUCUUGAGGGAAAUGGAAGAAGUGGAGAAACAAACAGAAGAAGUCAUUUUUGAUCGUCUCCACAUGACGGCGUUUCGUGAUAGUCCUCUGGGUUUUACGAUCUUGGGAUCUGCUGAAAACAUUCAAAAUAUGAAAAGGGAGGAUAUAGUCGACUACAUUUUCCGUAACUAUACCGGAAACCGCAUGGUCGUGGCCGCAGCAGGCGACAUCAACCACAAGGAGCUUGUUGAACACGUGCAGAAGUAUUUUGCUAAUGUUCCCGUCGCCAAAAAGCAAAGCAUUGUGGUGCCAGACGAAAAGCCGUUUUUCUGUGGAUCAGAACUCAUCUACAGAGAUGAUGACAUGGGACCGAUUGCCCAUGUUGCCGUUGGGUUUGAAGGUGUGCCUUGGAAAUCCCCAGACUGUGUGGCUUUCAUGCUGAUGCAGUCAAUCAUCGGUAGCUACAGGAAGCACGACGAAGGAAUCGUCCCUGGGAAGCUUAGCGCCAACUCCACUAUUCGUAAUAUCUCCACAAAGAUGCAAACUGGCUGCGCAGAGAUGUUCUCGGCCUUCAACACGUGCUAUAGAGACACCGGACUCUUCGGGUUUUAUGCCCAAUGUGACGAAGUCGCAGUUGAGCAUUGUGUCCUGGAGCUUAUGCACGGGAUCACAUCUCUCUCUUAUAGCGUGACGGAUGAGGAAGUAGAGAGGGCGAAGGCGCAGCUGACGACACAAUUAUUGGGACACUUGGAUUCGACGACUGCCGUUGCUGAAGAUCUCGGGAGACAGAUCCUGGUGUACGGACGGCACAUUCCGACUGCAGAGUUCCUGACACGGCUGAAUGCCAUUGACGCAGAUGAAAUAAAAAGGGUGGCAUGGAAGUAUUUGCACGACCGGGAAGUUGCCGUCAGUGCCAUGGGCCCUCUUCAUGGAAUGCCACAGCUGAUCGACAUCCGACGUGCCACUUACUGGUUGCGCUACUAA